GAAUAAAGUAUUUCUAGGAUCUCUGUUUGUCAACCAAUGAACGUAUCCAAAAAGUUUGUCGUACGACACGUGAAAUAUCAGCUUAAUUUAUUGUACCAGUUCAGCAGUGCAGCUAAAAAGAACAGACCAAAUUUCAAAACGUAAAAAACUCAGUACUGUCAGCACUUUUCAAAAGAUAACCAGUGAUGCUUCCUUCAACAGUAAUCGGAAACUCUUCAACAAAACCGAAAAGAAUUUUGUUAUUUAGUGGUAAAAGAAAAUCUGGAAAGGAUUACAUUACUGAAAUUUUACAUAAAAGGCAGCUUGGUCUACAAAAAAGUACGAUUAUACGAUUAUCAGGACCUAUAAAAACUCAUUGGGCAAAGUCACUAAAUCUUGAUCUGGAUCAAUUAUUAGGUAAUGGAGCAUACAAGGAAGAAUAUCGUAUUAAAAUGUGUGAAUGGGGAGAAAAUAUGAGAGCAAAAGACAAUGGUUAUUUUUGUCGUGCUGCUAUCGAUAUGUAUGAUGUAAGAGAUAAAUCAGUGUGGAUAGUAAGCGAUGUUAGAAGAAAAACGGAUAUUCAGUGGUUUAUAGAAAAUUAUGGAGAUAUAUGUAAAACUAUACGUAUAGUUUGUUCUGAGGAAGUUAGACAAAAACGUGGUUGGGUUUAUACAUUAGGUAUAGACGAUGCAGAAACAGAAUGUGAUUUAGAUGAUGUAAAUACUUGGGAUGUCUUGUUAGAGAAUAAUAACGACAAUGAUAUAGAAAUUAUAAUGCAACAGUUGCUACUUCUAGUUGACUAGCAAAAGCUUUGUUAAAUGCACAUAAUAUAUGACAUUCCUCAAGUUUUCCGUUAAUUUUUAUGUGAAAAAUAUAUUCAGAUAGCCAAAAAAUUUUUCAAUAAAAUCAUCGAUUCACGAGAUAA
This is a messenger RNA of Odontomachus brunneus, 904 nucleotides long. It is a transcript of the gene Pmvk, whose product is annotated as phosphomevalonate kinase. Gene Ontology annotation, biological process: isopentenyl diphosphate biosynthetic process, mevalonate pathway; cholesterol biosynthetic process. The record is from RefSeq and is a predicted model, not a curated record. The coding region runs from base 186 to 782 and encodes 198 amino acids. The transcript has 5 exons. Gene Ontology annotation, molecular function: phosphomevalonate kinase activity. Gene Ontology annotation, cellular component: cytoplasm. Lineage: Eukaryota; Metazoa; Arthropoda; Insecta; Hymenoptera; Formicidae.